Messenger RNA from Mytilus californianus (California mussel), 4561 nucleotides. RefSeq names its product HEAT repeat-containing protein 4-like. Gene Ontology annotation, molecular function: deoxyhypusine monooxygenase activity. The transcript has 15 exons. Lineage: Eukaryota; Metazoa; Mollusca; Bivalvia; Mytilida; Mytilidae. Gene Ontology annotation, biological process: peptidyl-hypusine biosynthetic process. Bases 164 to 3946 code for a protein of 1260 amino acids. The record is from RefSeq and is a predicted model, not a curated record.
UUGAAGGACUAAGAUGUCAGCCUGGUAACGGACGCAAACUGAAAACUGGAACUAAAAAAAUAUAUUAAAAUGUAGCUGAUCUGUAGCUUAAAAUGCACAUUUGUAAACGACAGCGUGACCCAACAUAGUCAUCAAUAAAAGGGGGAAUAUACAAUAAGGAAAGAUGGCAUUGUUUGCUGAUGCUUCAAGCCUCAGUGGCACCUUUGACAGAUCUGAGAAAUUAAGAACUCCUGCCUUAUUUAGCUGUGCAGCUAGAGUUAAAAUUCCUCAGUUAGGAGCAGAGGAUUCUCAAUUGAGCUUGCAGUUACCUCCCAAGAAACCAGCGCAGACCUCAAUAGUGUUCCGUUCUUUUAGUCAUCCAGAACCUGUAGAUAGAAGAUACUUAAAGAAAAUAAGUUCAGAUUUACAUUUUGGCGAGGAUGUUGUUAAAGACAGAUGUUUCCAUAUGUUACCAUAUGAUGAGAAGUACUUGUUUGAGGCUUUGUCAUUGGAUGGUAUUGUUGAAGCUCCAGAAAAAGCAAAAAUUCCACCUGGUCGACAUGAUUCACGAGGUACUGAUAAUAGACAUAUGCCAUGCAACCUAACAAAAUCUACAAAAUCUCAUUUAAAACCUCUCAAGAGAAAAAUUAUGGAGAAAGCCAAACAAAUGCAUGACGAUGCUAUCCAGAAAGCUGCCAUUGAUGAAGAGAAAAGAAAAGCGGAGGCUAUUCCUGAAAAUGAAGAAGAAGAGAUUGAGGUCAAACAGAGUUUCUUUAUCACAGAACCACAACUACAGCCUCCACAACCUAGUUCUGUUAGAUAUAUACCUCCUGCUCCUCAUUGGGAGCUCCCAAAAAGAGAAGAAGCUCAACCAGACAAAAAGGAGGUUAAAGUACAACCAAAACCUAAACCUUCUACAAAAUCAGUGAUAUCUAGAGUCAGUAAAGGAAGACCUAUAGUCCUAGAGGAAAAGAAAGAGGAUGAUUGGGAUGCCUAUGUCUUGUCAAAAUUAAGUAAAAAUAUAGCCCAAAAACUUGUGCAUGAAGGUAUAGCUGAUCCAGAAAGGAAGGAAAGGUUAACCAAAUUAUUAGAAACUCAGUAUGGAAAAGCUGAUCUAAAUAAUUUUUUCUUAGAUGAGAAUGACAUACUGGAUGUACAUGAAGAAAUGGAAAAAAAGGAGAGAGAAAAAGAAAAAGAAAGUAAACCUAAAAAGAAAUGGAAGAAAAAAGAAGCUUCUGUAUUACAACGUGUAUACAACAUGCAGGAAGUUGAAAGAGAAGCCAACGAUCCGUACUCUGAUGACAACAAGGCUCCAUUUUAUAGACAACCCAUAGGUCUUAGGAGAGUUAUCAAAGAAAGGGAAAAAGAAGAAGCUGUGUACAGGCAAGCUGGUGGUGUUAUAAACAAAACAGCUGAUAUUGAAAUCCCUGAAUAUAAAGCAUCACCACCUCCUACAAUCAGGGACUAUGUCAAUCCUAAAGUCGGAGAUAAACUGUACGAGUCAGACAACAAAUUUAUACAGGAAUGGCUCACAGGUACUGAGCAAGUUUACUCUAAAGACAAAGAGAAGAUAGUUAUGUCAUCAACCAGCCAUUACAAAAAGUUCUACAAGAUUGAUCGACCAAAACCUGCAGAUGGUUGGUAUCCUAUCGAUGUAAUGGAAGAAAAGGAUACAUACAGAACACAGUCUCCCACACCGACACCUAGAAUGAAGAGAGUAGAGAGAGGAUUCAAACGUUGGAAGGCUUUACCAGAACCAACAGAUGGAGAAGCCACAUCCAUGAUACCACCAGGAUUUGAUCCAGAAUUUCACAGGUCACCUGAUCCUACUACUAGACGUCUGACUAAGCAGAACGCUUCCUUAGUACAAGUCAUUGAUGAAUGGAGGCAGAGGUAUCACUUGAGUGGACAGUUACUUGACAGUACUCCUGACGAUUUGAUCCGAGACAUGGGCGACAUCCAGUCCCAUGUCAGACUACAGGCCAUAGCUACACUCAGUAAAGUAGCAGAGUACAGGGCUGCCACAGAAGAUCCCUUUAAUAUGGCCUUUAAAGACAUACCAUUAGACAAUCCUUACUCUCGUAGCAUUCCAGAGAAGUUGUAUGUAGCAUUAGAGUGUCUGCUGGAAGAUUCUAAUGACAGAGUUAGAUGUGCUGCAGCAAUAACCCUGUAUUCAUUGAAUAGGCCAUGUGAUAAGGCCAAAGACAUCAUGUAUGGAACAAUGAAAGGAGAAUCUCGGAUAGAUAGAUGGGCUGCAGCUCAGUGUCUGGCUCAUUCUGGAGUAUGUAACUCGCUAAUAGUAGGGGAGAUAAUCCACCAGCUACUGACCACAGAGGACACCAUCAAACAUGAGAGAGCUAUAUCUCUGCUUGGAAAACUAAGUAUUUUCUCUCCAUUGGUUCAUGGAAUGACAGCAGAAUUAUUAAACAGUUCAAGCUGGCGACAUAAAGUGAUAGCCUGUAAAAUAUUACCAACUUUACAUGGUACAAUUAAUAAGGAUAUUACAAGUAAAUUAUCAGAUUUAAUGUGGAAUGAUUGGCACUCGGAUGUAAGGAAGAGUGCAGCUCAGUGUCUUGGUAAAACUAGUCAUGGAAAGGAAGUGCAUGAUGACUUAAAGGAAAGACUCACUAUAGAUAAUGAAGAAAUUAGACUGGAGGCUAUCAAUAAGAUUGGACAACUAGGUAUAAUGACAGCUAAAUUGUUGCCUACUUUCCUGAAAUGUUUUGAGGAUGACUAUAUAUCUAUCAGAUCAGAAGUCUGUAUUACCUGUGGUAAUAUUGAGCUUAAAGAUGAAGUAGUCGUAGAGAAAUUGAUCCUUCUAGCAACCUUUGACCCCAUCUGGAAGGUCAAAGCAUUAGCAUUCCAAGCCUUAGGCAAUAUUGGAGUCAUAUCAGAAGAAAUAACAGAAUGUUUACUGUGGGCUGUCAGAUAUGAAGAGAAGGCAGCUGUACGAGCUGAGGCAUGCCAUACUAUUGCUGUAUUAGAAUUGCAAACAGAAGAUGUUGCAGAGGUCCUACAAGAAAGAUUUUUAGUAGAAUCCAGUCCAAUAGUCAGAGAUGAAAUAGCGGCUACUUUGCAGAUGUUCGGUAUUAGUGCUACUGAGGAUAUGGACAUGGUGACGCAGAUAAAAAGUGAAGUCCGUAAACUGUGUACACGUAACAAUAUUGCCAGUCAAAUUGUCCUGAAUGAAAAAGAUCAACAAAAAGAGGAAAAUCUGGCUCGUAUGAUAUAUGAAUCUCAGAAAGAGGUUAAGGAAAAUGAAAGAGAAAAAGAACCCAUUAUGCAGAGAAUUAGAUCUAUGUCUCAGGCCAGUAGUCGAACUGAAACACCCGCUCCCAAGAUUGUAAUUGAAACAGACACUCCAGCCUCACCUGUACCCAGCAGGGAGGGAGCAGUAUUUACACCUACUGCUGAGGAGGAACUAGAUACAAUAUUGUCGAGGGAGGAGUCUACAGCCACACCAGAAACUGUUUCAACAACACCCGGUCUCAAAUCACGUACUGAGAAUGAUGAAUCUGAAUCAGAAUCUAAAUCUAGAUUGGAGAAAAUUUCAGAGCGAGCUGACAGUGGUAGUCAGUUGUCACAGUCUAUGACAGAAGAAGAAGAGAAACCAGUUAGUAGACCAGGUAGCAAGGUCAAAUUCUUAGAAGUUGAAGAAAAACCAUUGACUGCACCAUCUAAAUCCAGUGCCAUGGGUUUGGGUUCAGAAAUCAGGGCAUUUAGUAGAGACGCUAUUAAAGAGCGUGACAAAAUCAAUCGAGAAGCAAGGAACACAUUUGCUGCAUUUGAUGAGAGGUAUGCAGAUUUAACUGACGACUUGUUACUAGUAGACAAUGCAUACUUAGGUAAGAUGCCCAGUGAAGAAAGAAUAACUUCUGUAUCCAUUAUUAGUGAACCAGCACCUACAUAUGAACUGAAAGCCAGAGAAGGCCAGGCUGAUGAAGCUUUCCCAGUAGAUGAUGAUUGAUCAUAAAGAAUAUACAGUCCUUUGUAAAUGUUUUACACGAAAACCAAGUGUUAUUUCAAUGGUCAAUUAAUGUGACAAAGAAGCAAAACCAGUAUGUACUUUUUGUAUAGUCACACACAGUGUAAAUGUUAUUAACUUGGAAUAUAUUGUUAUCUUAUUUGAGUUAACUAAAAAGACAGAUCUAAAACUAUUGUUUUUAAAAUUAUUUUCAUUUGAUUAGAUUAUUAUUGUGAUCUUUAUGCAUUUAAAAAAAUAUGUUUGUUUGUAUCAAGAGUUUACAAUUUUAUGUAAUUUAUUGUACUUAAAAUCUAGAAACAAAUUUUGUCUACACUGGAAUGUACAUAUAUUCUUCUGAUCCAGGUAUUUUAUAAGUUAAGUUUUUUCAAUGACGGUUUUUUAAAAGGACAAACAAAUUAAACCUUAUACCUGCAUUUAUUUAGUAUUACCGUUAGUUUAAUUUACAUAGGAAUGUCUGUUGUUCAAGUGGGUUAGUGUUGUAUAUUCAAAUAAGGAAAGUUUUCAGAUAAAUACGCUGUAUGUUUUAUGGUUGUAAAACUACUUAGUUGAAAAAAUGAUUUCCGAUUAUUUCGUGAGACUUAAUGUGUUUUGAAAGGA